This is a messenger RNA of Cuscuta campestris, 2762 nucleotides long. The record is from the annotation of a GenBank genome assembly. NCBI's taxonomy places the organism in Eukaryota, Viridiplantae, Streptophyta, Magnoliopsida, Solanales, Convolvulaceae.
AGUACAAAAAUGGAGUCGAGCAAACAACAUACAUGCCCCCACUCCAUUAAUCUGAGCCGUUGAACUUCCAUUAUAGCUCAAAUCUGUUUGAUUCUACAACUUUGGGUUGAUUUUCAAUUUAUUCCUUUUUUCCUUUCAUUUUUAGAGUUUCGGUGAUGAGAUGAUGACUCAUUGCUUCAAGAAAGCAUAAAUGGAACAGAUUUGAUUGGGGAUACUUUUCGGACAUUCGUAUAUUUGCAUCCCGGUCAAACUUAAGUGAGAGAGAUGAAUGCCGCCGUGGGAAGGCAGAGGUCCGGUGCGGCGGCGGCGGCGCAUCAUCAGCGGCAGUACUCCGACAACUUUCUGGACACUUUGUCGAACGGCAAAUGGCUUCAAUCAGCUGGUCUUCAGCAUCUUCAGACCUCAAGCAACUCCGUUCAUCACUCACAGGGAUCCAGGGUGCAAAGUGGUCUUCAGAGGAGUGGAGGAAGUGGUGCUUUUGCUGAGCCGCUGACUCCGCCAGCCAAUCCUCGGCCGUCCGGCCAGAGGAAGAAUGGGAAUGAACCUAAUGAGUUCAGUCCGGGGCUCUUAGAUCUGUACUCAUUGGAUACUGAGCUUCUUCCCGAGAUGCCAGAUGCUGGGCAGUAUGGUGCUCCUUCUGUGCAUAAUUCUGCUCAAGGGAAAAGCUUUGAUGACUUGGAGUCAUAUUUUGUAAAUAAUAAGCAAACAGGAAGAGUUCGUGGCUUGGCAGAUAUGAAUGUAACAAAGAGCUUUGUUGCUGAUAAAGAAAAGUCUAGCAGUGUUGCGAAGAUCAAAGUAGUGGUGCGAAAACGACCAAUGAACAAAAAAGAAUUGGCAAAGAAUGAUGACGACAUCAUUGAAAUGCGUAGCAACUCAGUCGUAGUUCACGAGACAAAACUUAAGGUUGACUUGACACAAUAUGUUGAGAAUCACGAGUUUGUCUUUGAUGCAGUGUUGAACGAGGAGGUUUCAAAUGAUGAGGUAUAUCGUGAGACUGUGGAGCCAAUUGUUCCAAUAAUUUUUCAAAGCACAAAAGCCACUUGUUUUGCAUAUGGGCAAACAGGAAGUGGCAAGACAUUUACAAUGAAACCACUGCCUUUGAAGGCAUCAAGGGACAUUUUGAGUCUCAUGCACUAUACUUACCGGAACCAUGGCUUUCAAUUGUUUGUCAGCUUCUUUGAGAUAUAUCAAGGAAAACUCUUUGACCUUCUCAAUGAUCGGAAAAAACUUUGCAUGAGAGAGGAUGCUAAACAACAAGUAUGUAUAGUGGGCUUACUAGAGUACAGAGUCUCUGACGUGGAGAUGAUUAAAGAGCUCAUAGACAGAGGGAAUGCAACUAGGAGCACAGGAAUAACUGGUGCCAAUGAGGAAUCUUCAAGGUCACAUGCUAUACUUCAGCUUUCUAUCAAGAAGUCAGCUGAUGCGAGUGAAUCCAAACCUGCCCGACUUGUUGGAAAACUGUCUUUUAUAGACCUCGCAGGAAGUGAGCGUGGUGCAGACACUACUGACAAUGAUAAACAAACCAGAAUCGAAGGAGCAGAGAUCAAUAAAAGCUUGCUAGCACUGAAGGAAUGCAUUAGAGCUCUUGACAAUGAUCAAGGCCAUAUACCCUUUAGAGGCAGUAAGCUAACAGAAGUCCUGAGGGACUCGUUUGUUGGAAACAGUAGAACUGUAAUGAUAUCCUGCAUUUCGCCAAACUCUGGAUCCUGUGAACAUACACUCAACACAUUGAGAUAUGCUGACCGAGUGAAAAGUCUUUCAAAAGGGAACAACUCCAAGAAAGAUGUUUCCUCUUCAACAUUGAACUUGAGGGAGUCAACCAUGUUACCCUUGAACAUGGGAGUAGUACCUUCAUCUACAUAUGAAGAUGAUAUGGACAAUUCAUGGUUGGAAAGAACAAAGAAAGAUGACUAUGAAGAUGACUUUUAUGAACAAGACAAACCAAUAUCAAGAAAAAAUGUAAAAGUUGAGGCAUCUAGCAUUUCUAAUCCAGAAGAGAAAAGGAGGAGAAGCCGUGACCAACCUAAGAAAUGGAAGGAGUCACUAAGACCUGAGUCUAAGGCUCGGAAUGAUGAUGAUGAUUUAAAUUCACUCUUAAAAGAAGAAGAGGAUCUUGUUAAUGCUCAUAGGAGACAAGUAGAAGAAACUAUGGACAUUGUUAGACAGGAGAUGAAUCUUUUAGUGGAGGCGGAUCAACCAGGAAGCCGGGUAGAUGAUUACAUUUCUCGGUUGAACUCAAUCCUUUCUCAGAAGGCUAAUGCAAUCUUGGGGAUGCAGAAUCGUUUAGCUCUAUUUCAAAGACACCUCAUGGAGCAUAAUGUCUUAGCACCGGACAACCACUGAUGUGCAAUGGAACCAAAAUGGAAUAUCAUUCAUCCUUUGGUGAUCCAUCCCUCCGGCAAGGGUGUGUUGUUUGAACUAUGGCUAUUACGCCUCGGCUUCAUAGAGGUUCAAUUCUCUCCGCCCCCAAACAAGCAUCACCGUGGAGCGGCCCCGGAAAAAAAAACAUCAUUCUUUCCUCUUUGUUAAGUCAAUUCGCUUCCUGUCAGGGGAUUGUCUGGUUGGUUUUGGAAGGCCUUAGGGGAUGAAGUUCGUCCUUUUUUGGGUCAUGUGUAUUUUACACAGACUGGAAAUGUUGUGAAGGCUGCGUUAAUGCAUACAUGAUACAUGGUUACAUGCCCCUUUUUGGAAACAUACGUAUACUUCCUCUGUCCCAAAAAAAAAACAACACACUUCACUAUUAAAAAAUUACGAAAACAUUU